Molecule: messenger RNA, 1632 nt
Organism: Anopheles bellator
Lineage: Eukaryota; Metazoa; Arthropoda; Insecta; Diptera; Culicidae
Product: zinc finger imprinted 3-like
Exons: 3
Coding region: 73-1593 (506 amino acids)
Biological process (GO): regulation of transcription by RNA polymerase II
Cellular component (GO): nucleus
Molecular function (GO): zinc ion binding; DNA-binding transcription factor activity; RNA polymerase II cis-regulatory region sequence-specific DNA binding
Source: RefSeq, a predicted model, not a curated record
AAUAAAUAAAAUGAGCAGAGGCUGUUUUCAGUUAAGUGGUUGUACUUUUGCAUUUUCGGCAUUGAAGACAGUAUGAAGGAGCAGGACCUGUACGACCAGUGUGUGGUGUGUUUAAACCGUGCGAAACCGUGCGAAAACCGUGCUGCGUUGGUCUCCUGCAAUGCGAUGUUCUCGAUCGACGGCGUCAACGUGAGCUGCGCGGCAAUGUACGCCAACCUAAUUGAAUUGACGGAGAUCAACUUAACAGACCUAGAAGAGGAGCGUUUGAAAAUUUGUUUAGCAUGUCUACCAGAGCUGCACAACUGCUACAUGUUCAAGAAACGCGUUAUUCAGUCGUUCGAAAGCCUGAUACGGGCUAUCCAGGAACAAAAAGCUCAUACAGAGCUAAUUGUGGAGCUAGUUGACGGUGUGGUUGAUCUAGCAAGCGAGGAACAGUGUAAAAAAUCCCAAGGCGACGUCACCGACGAUACGAACGAAGAACAUUUAAUGGCAGAAUACAUCGACGAUUAUGACAACGCGGAAAACGAGGAAAACAUUCGCAUAAUCGAAGUGUUAUCAGAACCCGAGUCAGUAGAAACAGGAUAUGUACCGUCGCAGGAUGCCGAAACGCCAGAAAAUGCUGCUUGUUUGACGACAGGACAGCAAUCAUCAGACAAGUGUCCACACUGUGCGGAGAUUCUACCCUCUUCGACCACGAUUAUGCAGCACUUUAUGAACAACCACUGCGUCACCGACCCAUCCCAGGGGCCAACGUGCGAGAUAUGUACCCGUAACUUUCAGAAUCUCAAAACGCUGCGCCAGCAUCUACGGGUUCACCUCGACCAGAAACGGUUCGUUUGUCGGCACUGCUGCAAAUCGUUCUUCUAUCGGCACCACAUGCUAACGCACGAAGUAACGCACAGCGACGACCGUUCGUUCUCCUGUGACCAGUGCCCGAAAUCGUUUGCGACCAAAAAUCGUUUGAAUUGGCACAAAAAGAUGCACGAGCCGUAUGCUGCAUUCCAGUGUGACGAGUGUCCGAAGCGGUUCAGAGUGAACCAUCGUUUAACGCUUCACAAAUGCGUCAAACACAAUGCAGCAACGGCCAACUUUGAGCCGGUCAAGUGUGAGAAAUGUGGCAAAGAACUUUUCUCACGACCGGCCGUCUCGUACCACGCGCGAUCAAAGUGUCACGACGACGGAUUAUCGAAACAGUACCGCUGCAUUGUUUGUCGCAUUUCUUUCCCGGCACUUGCAACGUUGUUGCAACAUCUGAAGGACGAGCAUAACGAGCAGACCGUUCCCGGGUCAUGGAAGCAUCAGGAACACAGUCGCCCUUUCCAGUGUGAUAUUUGCAGUCAGCGAUUCUCUCAAAAAAUAGUUCUAAGGCGCCACAAACUAAUACACAAGGGAAUAAAACCGUUCGAAUGCGAGCACUGCCACCGACGCUUCACGCAGAACGGAACUCUGAAAACGCACCUUCGGACUCAUACCGACGACCGACCGUUUCGUUGUAAAAUCUGCGGACAGCAUUUCCGGUCUGCUGGCUCGCUAAUGGCACACAAGAGGAAGCACUGCAACAAGAACAGCACGGAGAGAGUGGAGUCCCCAUGAACGAACGCAUCCUUGAACGGUUCCCAUGAAUAAAUCGGA